Ambispora leptoticha is the source of this 690-nucleotide messenger RNA. The record is from the annotation of a GenBank genome assembly. Lineage: Eukaryota; Fungi; Glomeromycota; Glomeromycetes; Archaeosporales; Ambisporaceae.
AUGGAAUCUUGGCCAACUAAUGAUGCUGGAAGUCGUGUUUCAUUUCAUAGAAAAAAUAUUCUUCGAAAUACAAAAAUUUUUAAAAAAUCGCUUGAAAAUACAAAGCAAAAAUUUGAAGUAGAUCAAGAAUUAAUAAACAAAUACCCAAAAAGAAAUACUAAUACAGAUAAAACUAAUAAAAAUACACAAACACAUGCAAAACCACAACAAAAAACACCAUCAUCGAAGAUAAUAUACCAUAAACCAAAAAAUGAUGACUUCAGCUCAUUAAGGAACAGAAAAUUUUAUUCCUCAACAUCAUCGUCUCUUCGUUCCGAUAACAACAGCAUCCAGAACAAAAUUUCAAGCAAUGCAACAACAACAGCACCUAACGUAAUCCAACGACUUCCACCAAUCGGUGACUUGAUACUUUUCUAUCAUGGAUAUCCGAAACAUCAGUUAAUUAUUGAGGGUGCAUUCAUGGCAAUGCGAAUUGAGAACGGUGAAUGGGUUAGUGAUUAUGAUAGAUGGGCAAUCAGAUCGAGAUUGAGUGUUGAACUUUCCAAGAAAUGUCCACCUGGUUCAUUGGAUUUUCUCAGUUGGCAGGCAUUGGCCGACUUAUGGAGAAGAAUUCCUAAUACUAAUUAUGAAUCAUCUUAUCCAAAACCUUUGUCUCCUUCGACUAUUAAUAUGAGGACUGCUGUCGUUUAA